GGUGGUCUCAUCCAGCCACCCUGAUAAUAGCCGUUCAGAAUAAAUAUUAAAUAGCAGUUUUGGUCAGGGGGUGGUAGGGUUGGGGAGAAUUCUUGGGAUUAAGGAUAUGUGUGGCUGCUGGCUGGAGAACACAGAUUUCUUGGUGGGAGCGGGGCUAUCAGUCUCCAAGGUGGACCAAAGAGGCCCAGCUGAUCUCAACUAGAUCUACUCUGGCUUUCUCCGUCCCCUUCUCAACGGUGUCUUGCUUGGUUCACGCCUCUGGUACUUGCUAGAAAGAACCUCCCGGCCGCGUGGUUUGGGGCCAACCCUCGAAAGGGUAUGGUUCCGCGGUGGUUCACCUGUUCUCUCAGCCACCGCGCCGAGAUUGCCCGGCAGAGGGCGACAGACCUCCACCUUUGGGAGGUGGGGUAAUAGGUAAGCGGCACCGCUAUUCCCCAAUCUGCACACAGACAGGCUUCCAGACGGCCAGACCGGGUAGGCAAACACCACCCCCAUGCCGAGAUCUUCCCAGGUACCACCGACUCUACAUUAUGGGGGGAAACUGAGGUCAGAGCGGAAUUCCCCAAGACCACGCAGUUGAGGCGGGACAAAGCUGGGGGGCUUUCCCCAGAGCUUGAGACCAAAGGCUCCUCGAACCCGCGUGCUGGGUGGACAAUCCUCCAAUCAAAGAGUCUAUCCGAUGGAGAAGGCCGAAUCGGCCAAUCAGAGGGUCCUUGCCGGAAGACAGAGUCUGCCAAUCAAGAGUGCCGGCGGGGAGGGGCGGAAGCGGUCAGAUCUUACUGGUGGGGGCCGAGCUGUGAGAUGGGAGCGACGCUUGCUGCUGAGCACUCCGUUUGUCAGUUGCCUCAGUUUCCCUGUGAAUAAGAGAAGACUGGGCCGAGACCCUAGCAGGAAGUCAAAUUGAGGCUGGGAGGUCGGCCUGGUUGGCUGCCUGGCGGAGGCGGUGUCGGUUUGGGGGCGGGGUAUCUCCUGGCCCCGCCCCCAGUACCCGCCCCCAAUAGCUCAACCCCAGUUCUCUGCCGCGCGCGCUGCCGCCAGUGCUGCCGGCUCCCGGCUAUGGACACCCCUGGGGCCCCGGCCCCGACCGCCACCCCGGCCCCAGGCAGGAAGGAGCUGAAGAUCGUGAUCGUGGGCGACGGCGGCUGUGGCAAGACUUCGCUGCUCAUGGUGUACAGCCAGGGCUCCUUCCCCGAGCACUACGCCCCAUCCGUGUUCGAGAAGUAUACAGCCAGCGUGACAGUGGGCAGUAAGGAGGUGACCCUGAACCUCUACGACACCGCCGGGCAGGAAGAUUAUGACCGGCUGCGGCCCCUGUCCUACCAGAACACCCACCUCGUGCUCAUCUGCUAUGAUGUCAUGAACCCCACCAGCUAUGACAAUGUCCUCAUCAAGUGGUUCCCUGAGGUCACGCAUUUCUGCCGUGGGACCCCCAUGGUGCUCAUCGGCUGCAAGACUGACCUGAGGAAGGACAAGGAGCAGCUGCGCAAGCUGCGGGCGGCCCAGCUGGAGCCCAUCACCUACACGCAGGGCCAGAGCGCCUGUGAGCAGAUCCGAGCUGCCCUCUACCUGGAAUGUUCCGCCAAGUUUCGGGAGAACGUGGAGGACGUCUUCCGAGAGGCCGCCAAGGUGGCCCUCAGUGCUCUGAAGAAAGCGCAGCGGCAGAAACACCCCCGGCUGUGCCUGCUGCUUUGACACCCCCGGCGGGGCACUCAGCCCUCACGACAGACAGAACCGAUGGGCCCGGGGCCUCAGGCCCAGACUGCUCCCCAGGUCCUGCCCCCUUCCCAGCUCUCGAAGGGCACGUGGAGUCGGGGGUUUCCAGGGCCUGGUGUCUGGAGCCUGUGUCUAGGCUCUUAGAACAUUCUGGAACUCUUUUCCCAGCUGGGGCUUUGACUGUGAGCUGCCCUCUGGGCUCACACAGGAGCUGUGGCCUGCGUGGUGGUGGUGAUGGGUGAGGAUGCUGGACUCGGUCCCUCUGUACCCUGGAACCAGCCUUUGUCCCCAGGACUCAGGAAUGCUCUUGACACAACCUCCCCCGAGCUGUGCGUCCCUUCUGCACACCCAGUAGGUCCUCAAAGCCCAUGCUUGAAAAACAUCUGGUAUUUGGGUAAACACAGACGUGGCAGCGUUCCGCAUGGCCCCCAAGCCUGCUCUCCCAAGUCACCCGCCGCCCUGGACUCCAGAGAUAGGCAUGGCUACAUCCUCCAGCUUCUUGCUUCCUCCCCCCAGGAACUCGGGCGCCGUGACGGGCCGGGGCCUAUCAGGAGAACACAGGCAGCAGCCCCGGAUGUGGGGGCCUGGCACCAGCCCCCCCGCCCCUCCGCCCCACACAGCCUGCAGCUUGGCCACCAUCUUUGCAUUGCUGGGCGCACAUGAAGGCGGGGAGGACCUCUCAGAAAGAAGUAUUCCCUGAACCAUCCACCUGCCCCCAACUACUUGCCAGAAACUCGAGAUGAAAAGUGACCUUGGGCAAGUCAGGUCUCUCUAUAGACUGUUUAUCUGCAAAAGGAUGUCACUGGCUUAGUCACCAAGCUCCCCUCUGUCCCUGAGAGCCUCCACUUCUGCCAAGAUGUGGAGAUCUGGAGUCAAGGCCAUCCUGGCCUCCUGCGAGAACAGACUUGAUCAACCCCCAGUGCAGAUUCACUGAACCUUCUGGAGGGUCAGGGGUCUAGGAGUUAAACAAGUGCCCCAGGUGAUUCUGAUGCCCUGGAGAUUGAGAGCUGCUGGCUCCUGAGUGAGCCCAGGAAUCCGUGUUAACCUAAGAUGAGAUAAUGGCUUCAGGUAUCUCCUGCCUCAAACCCUCUCCCUCACCCAGUGCUUCGGCCCCACAGG
Molecule: messenger RNA, 2832 nt
Organism: Vicugna pacos (alpaca)
Lineage: Eukaryota; Metazoa; Chordata; Mammalia; Artiodactyla; Camelidae
Gene: RHOF
Product: ras homolog family member F, filopodia associated
Biological process (GO): small GTPase-mediated signal transduction
Molecular function (GO): GTPase activity; GTP binding
Source: RefSeq, a predicted model, not a curated record